Dermacentor silvarum is the source of this 5419-nucleotide messenger RNA. RefSeq lists its product as uncharacterized. The coding region runs from base 487 to 1995 and encodes 502 amino acids. The record is from RefSeq and is a predicted model, not a curated record. The transcript has 3 exons. Lineage: Eukaryota; Metazoa; Arthropoda; Arachnida; Ixodida; Ixodidae.
AAGGGACAAGGCCGUCUUUUUUCGUUCUUCUUGGAAAAAUAGAAGCACGCGCCACAUCCGUCAGCGGCCGAACAGCCGGCCUGAACUUCACGAAAAGACGGCGAAGAAAGAGGGCCGAAACGACUUUGCAAAAGGACGGAAGAGAUAAACGCCGGACGUGGCACGCAGAUUCCGUUUCCACUUCCGAGGUGAGGGAAAAUGAAAAGGGGCGGGGCUCGGAAAAGGAUUCGAUUGACGCAUGCUUGGCGUCGGUGGCUACGCUGGCUUGCCGGCAGCCAGGACCGAGUGGGGAAGUGUCGAGGUUGUCAGCACGUUGUCGUCGCAGACAACAUUGGCCUGAAGACCUGAAGACCCGCAAGCGGCGUCAUCUGCGCUGGCCGCGGUUCAGUACCCAAGGAACGCCCGGAUCCCUCGGCAGCAGCGAAAAAAGCGAGCGGUCAUCGAAAAGGCGCACACCGGAACUGGGAAGGCCCCCCCAGUGUCGUCAUGGAGCGAAACGACGUCGUCAGCAAGCGUCCAGCUGACGACGACGACGCGUCGUCCGUCGAGUGGCUCGAACGGUUCCGCCGAGAGAAGCGCCAGCGGCGGAGCAUGCGGCACUGCUACGCCGCAAUAGCCGCCACCGGCGCGAAGAAGUACUCCGCCGCCGAAGCAGCUGGGACUCCCGGAGCGUCGUGCGCUGUGAUGCCGAGCAGCUUGGAAGCAUGCCGCGGAGAUUCGGCGGAGGAACGAGUCCAGGAAGAAGAGCCCAAGAAGCGCGGCGCCGGUGGCCACCCUGAUCUGCUGCUGAGCGGCAUGUUCAGCCCGCCGCCGGAGAUCGUCAGCCGGCCAUGCGGAGGGCACGACGAGCCGGAGCUGCUGGUCACCUGUCCGGAGUCGCGGAGCGCGCCGUUCACGCUCGUGUUGUCAUCGGCAUACGCGCUCUCUCUGCACGUGUGCUUCGCGGCUAGCUCGUGGUGGCUCGUGCAGAGGUACGCGGUGUCCGGAGCUCGUGUGGAAGCUAUCGUCACGCUCUUCCUCGCUCAGCUGUCCAGCUUGCCCCUGUUCGUGGUGGGCGUGUGCCGGCUCGUCGGCCGCCAGUCGCAGCCUUCUUCGGGAUGCGUGCUCUUGCUCGUUCUCCACGUGCUCGUCGCCGGUCUGUUCAACAUGGUCCCUCUGUUGCAGCUGGUGCUGCGGUUAGUGGACUCUGUGGUGCUGUACAAGACACGCGGCAAGCAGGACCAGGCUGCUCUGCUCAAGCGCCAGGACGUCAUCACAUUCACCAACGUCAUGUGGGUGGCGACGCUCAGCUGCUUCCCACAGGCGGUAUUCCAGGCACAGCAGCUCUUCCAGGCGGCCCUGAAUGAACAGACGUUCACCAUUGGCUCGUCCCUGUGGCUGCAGGCCACCAACCUGACCAGCGCCGUGCUGCUGACCUGUUUCGCCUGCCUCAAGUUCAACAACCGGCACGUCCAGGUCACCUUCACCUGGCCCACGCACCAGUCACUGCUUCGGACGUGCGCCGAGAACGUCGCCUGGCUGCCGCUCCUGGGCGCCCGCGUGCUCGCCUUUGCCAUACUCAUUGCCAAGGCGCUCGAGCCAACGCACGUCUUCGCCAUAUUCUUCGCCCUGAGCCUGCACUUCGAGUUCCGCCGCGACCGCGCCUCCACGGGCAACCAGCCGCGCGGCUUCCUAAUCGCAGUGGCUGCGAACGUGGCUCGCGCCACAGUCGGCCUGUUCUUCCGGCUGCGCAACUGGCAGGAGCCGCUGGCCGCCAAGCCUUACGUCGUGUACAUAAUCAUGCUUUUUGUGCAAAGUUUCGGCUGCAUCUUCCUUCCCUUCUUGCAGCAGUACGGCUUGUCGAUGACCAUGGCCGCGUUUCGCGCUUAUUACGGGGCGCCCGCAUUCGUCGCCUGCAUCGCGGUCCACUACGCGUUGCUGGUGAUAGGCACCGCCGGCAUGGUCGCUUGGUACAGGCUGGAGCGCGCGGGCGCGUCAGGUUACGGAGCGCUAUGAGUGCCGUAUUUUUUUUUAAUUAUUAUUCAUGUGUACCGUCGUUGACCGCGUUUUUGUUGCAUGCAAAGCUAAUGCCACGCAAACCAUAGCUUAGCAUGCAAAAUAUACUGGUCACCCGUAAUGUCUCCUAGUUUAUUUGCACCGAUAAUGCGCAUGGUGCGAUUUUGACUCUUUGUAGUCGCAGUAAUUCAGUCACGGCACUAGCCCUUGUAGAUGAGUUUCGUGGACUCACUAUAGGGUUGAGCUCGUUCGCACUUGUUUUGUUUACGAUCGGCUAGUCAUGCUGUAACUUAAAUUGCUGUAGAAAGUUUGGUUUCCGCAUAAUAAAUAUAAUGCACUUCCAUUAAGAACAGUUCUUGCUAAGACCAACCUGCAUUGACGUGUGGAAUGGGUCAGCCCAAGACUGCUAUUUUCGUUCGAAGAGCUAUAGCUACAGGGCUUCAAAAAUAAAAUUGUACGGACGGGACUAUUUCUUUCUGGAUCCAAGAGUCUUUGACGCGUGAUUUUUGGCAGGAACAUGUGUUCAUACAAUUCGCAACACUUGAAAGCAACUCGUAACGCUCUCUUAUCGGAACACCCAGUUUUGUGUUAACAGGUAUAUUAUUUAGAAGCACCUCUUAACAUUCAAGCACUCCCUAGAACCACCCUUCACCAAACUGUCCGCGGCUGUUGUCACCCUUUAUCAAGUAGAACCUGUCGAUGCUACUGGUAGGAUGCUUCUCCGGGCACAUGCAGCUAGUGUGUCUGAAAAACUUCGAAAUGUGCCAGCAAUGUAGGGAGGUCAGUCGCCCCGGUCUGGGCAGGAAAGUGCGAACACUUUCUCGCUCUCUGUAAAAAUCAUGUGCUGCUUCCAAGGCAUUUGCCAUGGCUUUCAUGGAUAAAUCCGGCAAUUUAAAGCAAAAAAAAAAAACACGUUCAACAUUUAAUGUCUCACUUGAUGCACCCACAACCAAAUAAAGCUCGCUGUUACCUCGUCCAACUGGUGGACAAUGUGCGUUGUCUAGACUGUGCAUGACCUAAACAGAGCAAUCUCAGCUCUUGCGUGCCUCGACCCUGAAGAAAGAGCACAGCUUGAAUAUCGCAGGCGUAGAGCGCGUGAGAGGAUAUAGCCAUGGAUAGCUUCUCAGGAUGCGAGAAGCUACACAAUUGAUGCUGCACGGUCAUCAAGGCCCUUUCACCCUCAGUCGCUCGUAAGCGUCACCGUAUACUGUCACCUCGUUAUCAUCACCGUUACCUCGUUUUCUGUGUGAAGGGCGUAUGUUUCACUCCAUUUUCACUGCCCAGGUCAGAUUUCGCAUUUCUAAUGCCGUACUGUAAUCCUCUACGACCAAAUAUGCAGCUUCUAAAACAAGUGUGCUGAAGUUAUCUUCAGCAGAGAAAUUGUUAUUAAAUAUGUCUCCUCCAGGAUAGCACCUACUCCACAGUUUGAUAGUAAAACUACUAUAGAGGGAAACCUGAAGCUGAUUGCUACGCGUAGUUUCCUAGAAAUAUAUAUUUACAGGGCGUCCCAACUAUCAUGCACAAAGAUUUUAAAAUAUCCAAAUGCCACGUAGCUGAACAGAACCAAGGUAAUGUUUGCCGUCGCUUGGAGAUGCUUAGAUUAUUUUUGCAUUCGACCUAAUUACAUUAGUCUUAUUUAAUUAAUCAACUUCUCAAAUAUUAUAAUUACAUGAAAAAUGUCGAUGAGAAAAUUGAAGAGCCACAUUAAAAACUCCCCAUACAGCUUUUUUUUUUUUUCUGAGUGUGGAAGAAGCCCGCGAAUACACGCAAAGUGCCUCGAGCGGCCAGUCGCGCGGCAAUUUCGCGUGUAUUCGCAGGCUUCUUCCACGCUCGGAAAAACAUUUAUAUAGCACGUACUGAGCAACAGAAAGCUGAAUGGGGCGGGGCGUUUUUCAUGUUGCUCUAUUUUCUCAUCGGCGCUUUUCAUCUAAAUAUAUUUGAGAAGUUGUAUAAUUAAGUCUAUGUCAUUAGGCGGAAUCCAAAAAAAAAAUCUGAGUAUCUCCAAGCGAUGGCAAAAAAAAAUUACCUUGGCUCUGUUCAGCUACGUGGCAUUUGGAUAUUUUUAAAUCUUGGUGCAUUAUAGUUGGGACACCCUGUAUAUACCUCUAGGCAACUCUAGAUGAUCGUUACAUGGAUAUGUCUAAACUUCGUCCUCGUGGUUUAAGACGUCCUUGUGGAUACUUUCUUUCAACACCCUUUAAAGGUAAUUCGUCACUAUAAAUUCGUUAGGACAACUGAUUCAGCCUCUAACUGCUAUCAUUCAAAACUGUUUGGAGAAUAUCAGGGAAUGAUUAUUGUUUAGUUUCGAUAGAUUACCUAUAGUGAACUUUAGAUGCGCAGAAUUUUGGGCCAGUCGGUGAUGCAUAUUUGACUACUCGGUGAAGCGCUUGUCCAGUCUGUCUCGCCUUCCUUUGGUCCCGUCUAUUGCGCUUCACCGUAGUCAAAUACCUAUGGUGAGUAUUGCACUCGAGAUAUCUAGGCUUAGGGACACCGAUAGGCGGUUUAUCCAGUCGAGAAAUAUUGCUUCAGAAGAAAACUAGCUUGAACGCAAAACGCUUCACUGCUCUGAAACACUGCGAGACAACUUGGCAACACCACUAAGCUUCACAGGCAUUAGAAAUCUGCAGUAUUUCUUCCAAAUUAAGCAGUGCCAAACAGCGAAAUCUACGUACUCGUGAUGACGCCCGGUUCAAUUAAAGAACCAGACUUCCCUCGUGUAAUUUUUUGCAUGAAGCGCUACGCAUCCCAUGGCAUCCGCUAUGAGGCGGCGCGGCCAAUCUCAGAUGCCAUGCACUCACCCCGCUCUCCCCUCACCUCGAGCUCACCCUCUUUGUGGGAGGUUCUCGUUUUCUAGCUGGGAAGGUACACCACACUAUGCAGAAAACGUUUCAUCGACGCCGUCGCUAGUAGGCAUGAAUAAGAGUUCCUCUCUCUUCUCGCGACCGGCAACGCUGUGCGAAGGGUCGACGGCUCGCUGCCUUGCCGCAUGCGAUGCACCACUUGAAACGGGCCUCUGCGUCAAUCGUCCACUGCGAUGUGUUUGUAAGUUGGCCAAACAAAUACCAGGUUGCCUAAGUGAGCCCGAGUGGACGAAGUUGCGCUCUUAUUUGUAGACAGACCUUGUGCAACAGCUGUCUAGCUUGCAGCGCUUGCUCAUGCACUGUGCAACGUGCAGUUGUCAUUCUUUGAUUGGGUCUACCUAUUUGAAGCUGCAGAUAUCGAUUACUAUACAAGAAGUUAGCGAAGCUCUUUUUUUUUUUUUUUUUUUUGAAUAAAGCAUCCUCUGUCAGCGCUUUCUCACUUGCUUUCAGAGCGAGUGAAGUGUAGAACUUAAUAAUCUACUUGUACAAGCGAGUGUAUCGGAAGGUCACGUUACACGUUUGUAUUUUUUGCUGCUUCAUUUCUUUUGUAUAUAGUUUGUGUC